Molecule: messenger RNA, 501 nt
Organism: Protopolystoma xenopodis
Lineage: Eukaryota; Metazoa; Platyhelminthes; Monogenea; Polystomatidea; Polystomatidae
Source: the annotation of a GenBank genome assembly
GGAGUAUGGAAACCUUCUUGGAGAAUGAUUUUUAUUCUGGUAGUUUCCUUUGUGUAUUAUUCUUUAGAUAAUGAAGAAGAGUUUUGCGCUAUCGGGGUUGGCAAUGAUAUACGUGAACGGCGUAGGAAACAACACACUGAGGCUGAGCAACGUAGAAGGGAUGCCAUCAAGGUUACCUUCUUUGGGUUUAUUUUGCCAGAAAGAAACUAUGAAAAUAUUGUAAAAAUGAGAUCUGCUCAUGGUAUUCCAAAAGAGAAAAUAAGCGAAGAACUAAAAUUUCGCACUUUUGAACUAUUUUUGGAGCGCAUUUUUGUAUCUUUUGAUACCUCGGUUCACCUCUCUUCUUUUCAGGAACUAUCCCGGUCUAUUAUUCAUUGGCUGGAGGAGCAUUGUCGCCCAGGGGAUGACAGUGAAUUUGGUCCCACAACUCUCCAUUUUCCCUCACUUGCAAACUCCUUUGCUGAUGAAUCUGCCAACGCCCUCCGAAAAUUCCUCCCGUGA